AUGGUGAUUGUAAAGAGAAGGGAAGAGGACGGUCAAUUGCCACUGUUAAUUCUACGUCGGGGCUACAGUCAGAACUCCUCGGCUCUACAUCAACCCGGCUUCAAUCCCAACUGGUGGAGGGUACAGCUUUUCUCUCGUAACUUUCAACUACCCAGGAGUCAGAAAUUCGAUUUAGUACAUCAACGCCUUCACAGUCCAUAUCAUUAUCUCUUUUUCAACCGUGCCCAGUCAUUCCACAACCCGCUAGAUGACUUUCUUUCACCUCCAUGGCGAAAGUAUGAGACACAGUCAACUCUGGUCGUACGAUUUUGUCUCAACGACAACGGUUUCCAGAUGCCAGACAGUGGACUCGCCGUCUUCACCACCCUCCUCAAAGCCAAACUCGCUUGUAGCAUUAGACUUCCAACCUCUCGAAACUCGCACGCCCUCUACACACGCAACAGUAACUUCCAUGGCCCACAACAUGCGGGGGUGUGUCUGGGUCAUGGCUGUGUGUGCGAGUCAUUCACAGUCCGGGGCGGCUGGACUGGUUGUCAGGAUGGUGGUGAUGUCGUGACCGCACGGUCCGUCCCACGUGUGUGCGUGCGUGUGCGCCUCCAAACAGUAGACGGGAUGCGAGAAGCCCAACGAGGGAGUCUCUCGGACAUGGACUCCGCGAAUUCUUUAGCCAUCCACCAAAAAGUCGGCCUGACGUGUUCUAUGGCCACCAGUGGAAAGGCAUGCGGAGAGUACGCAGCGCAAGAAAGCACCAUGAUGUUCCCUUUGAUUCGUCCCUUCGCCAGCCUUCUGCGUCGAGACCAGGAAACCGAUUCACUCGUAACAUUUGACCGCAUUGUCACGAGUGACAGUUUCGUUGGACCCGACAAGGACCUCUUUUACGUGGGACUGUUCGCCUCGACUGAAACUUCAUCACCGUCACAGCUAUUUCAACAGUCUCUGCGGCUGAUGGGAUCACCGGUGGCGUUGUGUAUCUUUCGCGCCUCUGAUUUAAGUAGAAUGGUAACACAGGCGCCAUUAGCUGUUCAGAUGCGGAAUGAACCUGUGAGAAAGUUACUUGAAACCAAUCGCACGGUUGGUGGUGCUGUGGAAGAGUCGUUGCGUUUCUUGAGGCUUAAUGGCAGCGCAGAGCAACUUGAUUCAUUGCAGGGUAUCGUUUGCAUACCUUCACAUCGAGUAGCUAGAUCUCAGGCUCAAAGCAAGAAUCAGUCCUCUGCGGAUGAGGGGUUAAGUCUGCCAGAGCAAUGCAAACAAUCGGACAACCAUGCCCUCAUUAAGGGGGUAUACCUCCAGCAACCCUGGAUGCCAGCUGAUGGCGGUGAAGCGAUUGCCCUUCUCCAGACCAAAGAUCGCUUCGUUGCCAUGCUCGUAGACACCGUGAAGAGGUCGCCCGUCUCGCCUAGACGCAAACUCAUGCAGGGUCGUGAAAUUUGUGUGCUCUAUCUUCUAACAGAAACUUGUCAACUGAUAGUGUUUCUGGUAACAAAACGUGGUCUUUUCUACGAGCAUGAAUUGGAAGACAAUGUUGAGUCCGUGGCAUCAAAUCUGAAAAACCUUCUCAUAUCCGGUGGCGUUGAAGCACUCUUUUUCAUUCACUUCUCGCCUUCUUUUACCUCUUCUCACGUGCAAAUGGAAUUUGCGUCUUCCGGUGAAGUGGUCAUUUCUGAUCGUCAUCGUUUGGCAGUCGUCGACAUGAAGGCGUGCUUCGCUGCCAGCUUUUAUGACAAAGAAGGAGUUGCUAUUGCCAAGUACUUGUCUAUAGAAAGGGACGCGGAUGCAUUUGCUACCCAGGUGUUUCGGUGGCGGACGGUGAAAUUUGUAUGUCAACUGCCUUAUGGAAGACCAAGAUCCAGUGUCACCUUUCCCCACUCCAAAGGCAAUAUAUUCACUAAUGGAAGUGUUGUCACUCCCUCUUCCUCCCUCUCCUCCCCCUCAUCAUCAUCUACAGAGAAAACCUCUCUCCUUCUGGUAGUAUGGAUCCUCUCUGUUCUCUUCGUCGGUUUAUCAGUCGCUUGUCUGCUUAUGGUGGUGGCACUUCUUAGGCUUAAAAGCACCUAUGCUAAACAAUGCCAUCGGCUUCAAGAUUCAAACGCCAACUCUGAGUCUCUUUACCAUCAGAACACCCAUCAAGGUCACGAAAAGUUUAGCGAUGUUAUCAAUCUUUCCCAGACCAGUGUUGUUAUGGAACCAGAAUAUCACUUCUCCUCCAUCCUGCCUCCUGAGUCCAAGGAAAAUGUAGUGGGGCCUCUAGACGUGUUGGCGGUCCCAGAGGCUCUUCCAAAGAUUCACACCUACACAACGGCUACGCACAUCCUCUUGAACUCACCCUCUCUACCAAGGCAAACGCUCCUAUCCGCCCAGGAGAGGCGAGAAGUCAUCAGUCUGAUCCACAAGUCCCGCCGCAGAGUAGGAGUACAAUCCACAGAGGCUGAAGUGACCGCGUUGGUAAAUACACAGUUAAACUAUCGUCUUCGACGCUCCUACGUGAUCAGUGCUUGA
Echinococcus granulosus is the source of this 2496-nucleotide messenger RNA. RefSeq lists its product as hypothetical. The record is from RefSeq and is a predicted model, not a curated record. The transcript is spliced from 12 exons. The coding region runs from base 1 to 2496 and encodes 831 amino acids. Lineage: Eukaryota; Metazoa; Platyhelminthes; Cestoda; Cyclophyllidea; Taeniidae. Gene Ontology annotation, molecular function: protein binding.